This is a messenger RNA of Schizophyllum commune H4-8, 1702 nucleotides long. Its product is annotated as Pkinase-domain-containing protein. The transcript is spliced from 10 exons. The coding region runs from base 120 to 1382 and encodes 420 amino acids. Gene Ontology annotation, molecular function: protein serine/threonine kinase activity; ATP binding. Gene Ontology annotation, cellular component: cytoplasm; nucleus. Gene Ontology annotation, biological process: intracellular signal transduction; protein phosphorylation. The record is from RefSeq and is a predicted model, not a curated record. NCBI's taxonomy places the organism in Eukaryota, Fungi, Basidiomycota, Agaricomycetes, Agaricales, Schizophyllaceae.
GCCCUCCACCCAUCCUGUGCUUCCUCCUUGCACUGCUAGCCAGUCGCGACCCGUCCCGGACCCUAAGAGCACUCGAUUCAGAACCAGAAGAAGCUGCUGAGCACGUACACGAAGACGACAUGCAGCGCCAUACGUUUACCGCGCUCAAUUCGACGUUCGUCGUCGACUCGGAGUACCAAUUCGUGAAGGAGCUGGGGCAGGGCGCGUAUGGGUGCGUCGUCGCUGCGCGACACCGCCGCACUGGGGAGGGAUGUGCGAUCAAGAAGAUCACAAACAUCAACACCAAGCGCAUCCUGACGAAGCGAUGCUUGCGAGAAAUUCGCCUCCUGCACCACUUCCGCGGGCACAAGAACAUUACCUGCCUGUACGACAUGGACAUCGUCUUCCAGCCGAACGGCAACUUUGACGAAGUCUACCUCUAUGAAGAGCUCAUGGAGGCCGAUCUGCACGCUAUCAUCCGUUCCGGCCAGCCCCUCACCGACGCCCACUUCCAGUCCUUCCUGUACCAGACGCUCUGCGGCCUGAAGUACAUACACUCCGCCAACGUCCUCCACCGCGACCUCAAGCCCGGCAACCUGCUCGUCAAUGCCGACUGCGAGCUGAAGAUCUGUGACUUUGGCCUUGCGCGCGGGUACAGCUCGGGCACGGGCAGCGCGUCGAACAACCAGGGCUUCAUGACCGAGUACGUCGCAACUCGGUGGUACCGCGCGCCGGAGGUCAUGUUGAGCUUUGCAAACUACACGACGGCGAUUGACGUCUGGUCUAUUGGCUGUAUUCUGGCUGAGUUGUUGGGCGGAAAGCCGAUAUUCAAGGGCCGGGACUACGUCGAUCAAUUGAACCAGAUCCUUCACUACCUCGGCACGCCAUCCGAAGACACCCUUCGUCGCGUCGGCUCACCAAGGGCCCAAGACUACAUCCGCUCCCUCCCCAUCAAGCCCCGCGUCCCUUUCGCCACCCUCUUCCCCCACGCCAACCCCCUCGCCAUCGACCUGCUCUCCAAGAUGCUCUGCUUCGACCCGGCAAAGCGCAUCUCCUGCGAGCAGGCGCUCAACCACCCCUACUUCCAGGUCUGGCACGACCCCGCGGACGAGCCCAUCUGCGAGGCCAAGUUCGACUUCGGCUUCGAGGAGGAGGACAGCAUCGAGGGCAUGAAGAAGCUGAUCAUCGAGGAGGUGAAGCAGUUCCGCGCGGAGGUUCGGGCGCAGGCGCGCGCGGCGGGGCAGAUCCAGCGGUCGGGGAGUAACCUGGGCAUCCCCUCGCGCGACGAGAUUAUGAACUCGCCCGUGGCGGAGAACUACAAUGGACAGGAGGUUCCGCGGUCGCAGAGCCCGGUCAUGGAGGACCCGAGCGCGGCGCUCGAGCGUGAGCUAGCUGGCAAGUAAGCUGUGCCCCAAGUCGAAAACGGUCAGUGUAUUUUCGAUGAAACUGACUCGCAAACAAACUGUACAAUUGUACGAUCCGUAUAUACCUUCCUGCUACGUACAUACAUACUUACUAAGUUAUUCAUCUGGAUCUGCUGUGCAGCGUACAAGCUGGCUCCCUUAGACUGCGAGUAGCUACGUUUUGGCGUCGUUGCAGGUUGAUACGUGCCUUUGCAGAACGACACGGUAUGCUGACACUGAGCGAAUACACACCUCGGCCAAGCUGUUCCUUGCAUAGUACAAGUUGUGCACUAUGGAACGUUGCCCCAAGCCGGGCUGAC